GCGUGUAAUUGGCGCAAUGGAUUGCACCCAUGUUAAAAUCAUGUCGCCAGGAGGUGAUGAUGGUGAAGUCUUUCGUAACAGAAAGGGUUUUUUCUCGUUCAAUGUGCAAACCAUAUGUGAUAGCAAUUUAAAAAUAUUAGACAUUGUUGCCCGAUGGCCAGGAUCGGUUCAUGACUCAAGGAUUUUCCGUAAUUCGCGUAUUUGCUACCGAUUGGAGGCGAAGGAAUUUCUAAAUGCAGUCAUUGUUGCUGACAGUGGUUAUGAAAACACGAACGUCGUGUUGACGCCGCUUUUAAAUUGUAGAAAUAGAGCAGAAAAUCUGUAUAAUGAGUCGCACAUCAGAACUCGAAAUUGUAUUGAGCGCUCAUACGGUGUGUGGAAGCGCAGAUUUCCCGUGCUAUCCAUGGGGAUUCGAAUGAAGGUCACGACAGUUCCUUACAUUAUUGUUGCAACAGCAGUACUGAAUAAUGUUUGCAUUCGCUUUAAUGAUAAAACUGCACCACAACUUGUACCGGAAAUUGAUGAUGCCGUAACUAAUGUUUUAACAGUUCCACCAAACCGCUCAAAUGAAGGACGUUCUCGAAAUGACCAAACAAGAAAAACAAUAAUAGAUACAUAUUUUGCUCAAAUGUAACUUUAUUAUUAUUAUUUAUCGGGAAGAAUAUAAUACAUACAAUAUCUGUGGUCAUAAGCAGUAACCGCCUAAGUAGACUUAAGAAAGAAUUGAGUUAUAUAUGCUAUGGUAUUCUGCAACGACUAUUCCAUGUGUAUGU
This is a messenger RNA of Rhagoletis pomonella (apple maggot), 773 nucleotides long. RefSeq names its product putative nuclease HARBI1. The transcript has 2 exons. Lineage: Eukaryota; Metazoa; Arthropoda; Insecta; Diptera; Tephritidae. The record is from RefSeq and is a predicted model, not a curated record. Bases 17 to 634 code for a protein of 205 amino acids.